GGCGCACAAAAUCAGAAACUGACACCAUACACACUGGUCAGCAAAUCCUGGCAACCCGCGUUUGAGAAGCAAAUUUAUUCCUCUGUGGUUCUGCUCAGUCCUUCUGAGGUCACGAGCAUCACUGUCAGUCCUGAUCAGCGUGUCCAAAAACGUGGUUUGAGUUUGGCCAGACUUGACGAGAUUACCAGCGGCCCAGAGCACUGGCGGGUAGUAAGAAGGAAAUGGGUAAGGAGGAUUCUUUACAGAGUCGCGGUUCCAUACUGGCUGGAUCCGGGACGCGAGAAAGACGAUGACUUCACUUAUGACAACAUCUGUCGACGCGAGAACGAUGAGACGUUUUCCAGAGGCGUUUCUCUUGACAUUGCCUUGCAGGCAGAGAACGCCUCAUCGGACGAGGACAGUGGUGAACCCGAGUCUUCAACAGCGAGCGGCGAUAGUGACCAAAUUGCACCUUAUCGUGCAGAUCUCCUGCCCGACUGUUCUCUGCCUCGUGCUAGAUGCAUAACAUCGCUGAACUGCCCCACCCACCUGACCCCUGCCAUGAUCCCUGGCGAAUACGGUAUCCUCGACCGACCUUGCGCGGAGAAUCAAAUCUCUCUUCCCGCAGUGUUCAAGAUUCUUUCGGCAUGUGGUGCUGUGCAAGAGGUCCGACUCGACGCUACCUCUUUCAUCCCAUCAACGGAACCCGAGAUGCUUCAAGAGUAUCGAAUGAGGAUUGUAAACGGCUUGUUCCAACUACCAUCGAGCAUUCGAAGCCUCAAUUUCUGCUGGAGUCCAACAUUUCAAUCUGAGGUGUCCGAGACGAGACCAUUGGAUGGGAGCACUGAACCAGACUCAUUGUGCAUAGCACUUCACAAGAUUUCUACGCGGCUGCAGCACCUGCACAUUGAAGAUGUGGCAGUGUUCCCUGAGCUUUUUUGCCCACAUGGUCCACCAAGGUCAUCCGGAGCAUACUGGCCACACCUCGAA
Molecule: messenger RNA, 969 nt
Organism: Aureobasidium namibiae CBS 147.97
Lineage: Eukaryota; Fungi; Ascomycota; Dothideomycetes; Dothideales; Saccotheciaceae
Exons: 2
Source: RefSeq, a predicted model, not a curated record